CGAAAGGUGUUUUGUCAAAGAUGGCAGGACCUGAAAAGAAACUCGAGAGAUCUAAGAGCGGACUUCGAAUGAUCCCCGUGUCUGACUCUGAUUCGAGCCCAUUUUCCCUCCCAGAACCUCCCUGGGUAUCAGACGAUGAGUGCAAACUGUGUCAAAACUGCAGAGCAAAAUUUGAUUUCUUCAAAAGAAGAAAGCAUCACUGUCGUCGCUGUGGAAAGUGCUUCUGUAACGACUGUUGUCAGGAGAAGGUGAAUUUACCCAGAAUGCUAUUCCUGGACCCAGUCCGUCAUUGCCAAGUCUGCGUAGAGAUUUCACGGAAAGAGGAGGACUUUUUUGAGAAGCAUUUAAAAACACUGCUGAAUGGAGGUUAUUUUAACGUGACUGAUUCAGAUACAGGACCAGAUGAGGGAUCUCUCUUUUUCGUCAAACUAUCGGCCAAUCACAGACAGCUGCUAUUUGAGGGAGAUAAUGACAAACACGAACCAGUUCAGAUUGAGAAAAUCGACACCUUGCAGAUUCUACCAUCAGGCAAAGAUGAAGAAGGCAACACCUUAGCUGGGGGCAUUGCAAUAAAAUACACCAACACCACUGGAGGGACGAACAUCAUUAAGAUGAUGGUGGACAGUGGGGGGAACAAAAAACCUGGACAAAUCUGGAUCGCUGCUAUGCAGAAAGCAUUUAAAAUGGUAUAUGAUGCUAGAGCAAAGUAAACGAUGGAGAAAUAAUUGAGAGAGGAGGCAGAAAAAGAGAACGAAAGAGACAGAGAGAAAGUCAAAACAGAAAUAUGUUUUAUGUGUCAUAUAUCAGUACUAUAUUGUUAUGAUUUUAUAACUUUUAAAACACAGAGGCAUUUUGUUUGAUUGAAUCAUGGACUCUCUUGCCAGAUAUAUGUGUAGUUUGUGUCGUGUCUGUGAUUAUAUAAGUACAUGUUUAUAAAUACUCUUCGUAUGGAACAUACUAUUUAAUCAUUCAAUGUUUCAUGCAUUUAUCUACUUAUAUAUAGAUGUGAUACACAUUGCACUGUGUGUUCAUUUGCAUAUAUUUCUGAAUACAGUCAGACUUCAGUAUCUGGGAAAUGUAUUUGUAAGGGCCCUUGGGUACA
Messenger RNA from Saccostrea cuccullata (small rock oyster), 1102 nucleotides. Its product is annotated as zinc finger FYVE domain-containing protein 21-like. Gene Ontology annotation, molecular function: metal ion binding. The transcript has 7 exons. The coding region runs from base 21 to 710 and encodes 229 amino acids. The record is from RefSeq and is a predicted model, not a curated record. Lineage: Eukaryota; Metazoa; Mollusca; Bivalvia; Ostreida; Ostreidae.